Molecule: messenger RNA, 2232 nt
Organism: Laccaria bicolor S238N-H82
Lineage: Eukaryota; Fungi; Basidiomycota; Agaricomycetes; Agaricales; Hydnangiaceae
Exons: 9
Coding region: 1-2232 (743 amino acids)
Source: RefSeq, a predicted model, not a curated record
AUGCCCUCUCGUAUGCGAGGCGAUCGUGGGGGAGAGAACCUGGAAUUGGCAGUCUGGAUGAUCAUGCAUAAUGGUGCCAAUCGUGCAUCAUUCAUGUGGGGCUCAAUAGAACGGAUGUGGGUUGAAGUUGGAAGAGAGUUUGCUCGUGCUUGGAGAGGCUUUUUUACCAGGCUUGAGCGACUACAUCGACUCGAUCGGAAGAAUCCACAACAUCUCUGGCUCCUUCACAAAUUAUUUCUACCUUCCAUCAACGACGAUUGUCGUCGGUUCCAGAAGGAAUGGAAUGCACAUCCUGUCUCUGGACCUGAUACAAAUGACCGCUCACCCAACGAUAUGCGAUUCCUUGGACAAACUGAGAGCGGUGUUUAUCUUCAUGAUGAGUUUGAUGGGGUUCAGCCAAGCACCUUGGAGAAAUAUUAUGGCACCACCAGGCACCGUGUUUAUCGUGCUCCACACCAAACAGGCGCAGGGAACCCUCCAGAGGAAGAAGAUUCUGAAAACGAUGGAGAAGACGAUUAUGAGGGCCUUGGAGACCGUGUUGCAGCAGACCAGCAACACCACAUUCGACAUGAGCCCUCAGAAGUACCAACAACAGAGUGUCCCUUCAACGAGGAGAUGGAGACAAUAUUUUAUGCUGGUCUUACAGAAGCAGGACAGAUUGGAUUACUCCCUGCAGAUUAUGGGGUACGACAAGAAGAGUGGGAGAAUGGUGAAUAUCCAACAUUUGAACAUAUCAAAACAGGGCAGAAAAGAAAAGAAAUCCGGACGAGCAAAGCAUGUAAUGUUGUUUAUGUCAUAAGCGUCACAGUGUUACAAGUUCGAAAAUUGUCUAAAACACCCCCUGCAUCGUCGCCAAGCAUCCUCAUGGCCCCCGACCCUCCACAACACACAUCAGCUUCUCCAGGUCAGGGGAUAUGUACCAUGACCCUGGAAAGUGGAUCAGCAUGUCCAUGUAGAAGUUAUGAUGAACCAAUCGACGUCCCUUAUGGCCAACCGGUGCUUUGUCGAGAAUGCUGCCAUGGAAAAAGUCGGCACGUUGGGAUGAGCUCCAUGAAGAUCUUUGAGAAGAUCAUUGCGCAAAAGGUGGUAGUCAAAAGCAAUACCAAUGCUGAACGGUUGGCUCGCAAGGAGGCGAAUUCAGGGCUGCGGAACACCAACAAAUCUUCAGAACCGUACAAAAAGAAGGAUAAGAAGAAACAAACUGAGAAGGACAAGAAGGCCCCCAGCGUUGGCAACAUUAUUGCAGUCACUGUGGGACUGGAUAAAGAGGGCAAACUCAAGAGAACACGAGCACCUGACAUCAUCGCUCAGCAGCAACUCGAGAAGGAUGGAAUGGCAGUGACGUACGGGGAAAACUCUGAGCUUCAUGAGUUCCAAUCCAGUUGGGGAGCAAAUCGCAUGAAUGCGUUCCUUCGUGAUAAGCUCCCAAGGCUGUUCAAGAUGUUAGCCAAGGACAAUCCGUGGGUCUUGACCAUCGAUGAAGAUGAUGAGGAUGGUGACAUCACCUUUCCGUACGUCCUUCUCGCAAAGAAAAACAGGACCUUGGAAGUCGUUCCUGCCGAAACGGUCACCGGUGCACGGGCUCUUCAAAACAAAGGAAGCAAGACAUCACCUGAGCAAUCAUACAUCUGGAUUGGUACACGCAAAACUUAUCCCAACAGUGCCAAAGCUACAGAGAGCGACUAUGAUAAGCUCCAGGAGGUUUCCGAUGGUGAAGAAUCCACGAGUGAGAAGAGUGACGCUGGUGAUGCUGGCGCUCCCAACAGCGAUGCUUGCAAACCUGGUCGUCGAUCCAAUAGACUGAAGUCCAAACAAAAAGAACCCAAGGAUUUCGAAGAGAAAGGCAAAGAGCGGGAGAUUGUGGAGAUAAGCUCUGAUGAAGACGCCCGAAACAUUACCAACUCUACACUGAAUGAUACGUCGAAGGACAAUUCCUCCACUUUCAAGCGCAAGAUUCCCCUCUUUGACGAUGCUGAGUCAGAGUGGGAGACGGACGAGGAAUGGGGCCUUCGUUUAGCAUCACCAAGCCCAUCUGCAGGCCCCAGUAAAAAGAAGAUUAAGACGGAGAAGGAGGAUGGACCUAGCGUAGCAACUGCAGUGCUCAACCCCGCUUCCACAUCUCCCGUCAUCCCCUCGGCCUCAGUUGAGGUUGCCUUGUCUGAUGAGGAGGACUAUUCGUUCAUGAUGACCGAUCCGUGGAUCUCGCGGGAUAGGAAAAAAAUCCAGUUCUAG